Diatraea saccharalis (sugarcane borer) is the source of this 2310-nucleotide messenger RNA. NCBI's taxonomy places the organism in Eukaryota, Metazoa, Arthropoda, Insecta, Lepidoptera, Crambidae. The record is from the annotation of a GenBank genome assembly.
AUGACUGCCAACCGGAUAUCAUACUGGUUGAACCUGAAAGGACCGUCGAUCUUCAUGGAAGCUUCAUCCUGCGGCACUCUCCUGGCUCUCGAGAAAGCUAGAGAAGCUAUCAAGGAAGGUUACUGCGAAGCGGCCAUUGUCGGUGUUGGAAAAACUCUUCUGCAUCCUCAAACACCCAUCAGCCAUAGGUCGGUGCCCCUAAAUUCAGACGGCAAAACGAAAUGCUAUGACGAUGCAGCUGAUGGCCCUUCAAUGUCAGAAGCCAUUAGCGUAUUUUUCCUGCAAAAACACAAGGAUGCAAGAAGAGCUUACGUCGAGCUUUGUCACGUUAAGGCUCGCUUCGGAACAACAAACGAUAAUACUCUGAUAGAGAAGUGUGAAAUUCCGCAAGACAAAGAAAAGCUCGUAAAUUUUUUUCAACAAUUCUAUGAUGAAGCAGGAGUAUCGCCAGUAGACGUUGGGUACAUUGAAGGAUAUGGAUUAGCUUGCCCAAACAUGGAUAAGAUUGAACUCCAGGCGAUUGAAAACGUUUUCUGCAAAGACCGCGUCGAUCCUUUGCUCGUUGGAAGCGUGAGUUCAAACGUGGGCUAUACAGAGAGCGCUGCUAGUGCCUGCGCAAUAUUUAAAGACCUCUCCAAAUAUCGUUCAGAUAUCCCAUACUUAAUAGCUGUGUCAGGUCGGCAUGAAGCAGCUGUGCAGAAGAUAUUAGAUGACAUUAAAUCACGUCCAUUAGACCCCGAGGAGAUAGCUUUACUUCACAAUAUACAUAGGAACCGUAUUUCGAAACAUUUGGCUCGAGCCACUCAAAACGACGACACCGAGAUCCAUAACCUUAGGGUGGACUACCACGAUAAUAUUUCAAGACCCCUGUGGUUUGUGUACAGUGGCAUGGGAUCGCAGUGGAUCGGGAUGGGUCGUGAUCUCAUGCGAAUCCCAUUAUUUAACCAAACUAUCCAAAGAUGCCACGAAAUUCUCAAACCUAAGGGGAUCGAUCUGAAACAUAUUAUAACAACUGAAGACAAGUGCAUAUUCGAUAACAUUCUGAAUUGUUUUGUUGGCAUUGCCGCUAUACAAAUAGGGCUAACUAAUAUACUAGCUGCGGUCGGAUUGGUACCAGAUAAUAUAAUUGGUCAUAGCGUCGGCGAGUUAGGUUGUGCGUAUGCCGAUGGCUGCUUCACAGAUGAGCAGAUGCUGUUGUUGGCUUACAAUCGUGGUCUCGUUUCUAUACAAACACCCUUCAUCCGUGGCUCCAUGGCGGCCAUAGGCAUGGGAUAUAAAGCCCUAUCUAAGUUAUGUCCCCAGGAAAUUGAAGUGGUUUGCCACAACAGUGCAAACUCGAGUACCAUUUCAGGACCUGAAGAAUCAGUAAAAGCAUUCGUGGAAGUGCUUGAAAAGAAAGGUGUAUUUGCUAAGGAAGUACAAUGCUCCAAUAUCGCUUAUCAUUCGCGGUAUAUUGCCGAAGCAGGUCCCGAUUUCCUUAAGAUGUCACAGGAAGUGAUUAAGGAGCCAAGGCUAAGAAGCUCGAAAUGGUUGACCACUUCUGUGCCACAGGAGCAGUACAAUGAACCACAUGCUAAAUAUUCUUCAGCCGAAUACCACACCAACAAUUUGCUAAAAAAGGUACUAUUUGAAGAAGUUCUGCAUCAUGUACCAAGUAAUGCUGUGCUGGUGGAAAUAGCUCCGCAUGGACUUUUGCAAGCAAUAUUGAAGAGAGCUCUGUCUCAAAAUUCCCUAAUACUCGUAACAUUCUGUGAUUUCAGCUUAUAUAUGGAAGGUUAUGAUAUAAAGAUCAGCGCUCUAUAUCCGAAAAUUGAAUUUCCAGUGUCAACAGAGACUCGGCCGCUAUCACAUUUGGUGGAAUGGGCUUAUGAAGAGAAAUGGAAAAUAUGUGAAUACCUUAACUGGGGUCGAUCCUAUUGUUCCGUAUUAAAACUACUGGUGACCGUGGAAGAUGAUGAGAACAAAUAUCUUAAUGGACAUUAUUUUGAUGGCGUUAGAGUAUUUCCAUACGCUGCGGCAUUAGUAGCAGUAUGGGAUACGAUUGCUAUGACAGCUGGUCAUAAGAAACGCGAAGUUUCCGUUCAGUUUUCUGAUGUGAACUUCCAUUCGCAACCUCAAGUGCAUGAUGAUCAAGUGUUGUAUCUGACAGUCGCAGUCCAGAGAGGCAGUGGACGGUUUGAGGUCAGUAUAACACACAAAACAUAUUUUAUUUUGCUGACUAAUGUGACGAUCCAUCGUUCAUUGUGGAGAACUAAUGUCAUCUCUGUUCCUACAUUCCAACACUGCCAAGGAGCACUGGUAGUGUCGUAA